UUUUUUUUUUUCUUUUGUGGCUUGUUUUGGAGUGGGCUCCGGGCUGGACCGCAUGCAUGACACAACGCAAAGGCGAGAAACCCACCAUCAGCAUCCAGGAGCACAUGGCCAUUGACGUGUGCCCCGGCCCCAUCCAGCCCAUCAAGCAGAUCUCCGACUACUUCCCCCGGUACCCGCGGGGCCUCCCCGCCGCCGUGCCCCACCUCGGGCCCCUGCGCUCCGCCCUCUCCGCCCCCCCGGCCGCCGGACCCGCCGGACCCGACCGGCCCCAUGAGGACAGCCCGGACCGGGCUGUCGCCGGAGCCUCCGCCCCCGCGCAGCCCGGCAGGAGGGACGAGGAGCCCGACGUGGAGGGAUACGACUCCGAUGACUCCACCACCCUGGGAACCCUGGAGUUCAGCCUGCACUACGACCAGGAGAACAACGCGCUGCACUGCACCAUCAACAAGGCCAAGCUUCCAGUUCCCAGAUACAAGAAGGGGCUCAAACCGAUGGACCACAACGGGCUGUCAGAUCCGUACGUCAAGCUGCACCUUCUGCCCGGCGCCAGCAAGGCCAAUAAGCUUCGGACCAAGACGCUGCACAACACACUCAACCCGGUGUGGAGCGAGACGCUGACCUACUACGGCAUCACGGACGAGGACAUGGUCCGGAAAACGCUCAGGAUUUCCGUGUGUGAUGAAGACAAAUUCCGCCACAACGAGUUCAUCGGGGAGACGAGGAUCCCUCUGAAGAAGCUGAAGCCCAACCAAAUCAAGAACUUCAACAACUGCCUGGAGAAGCAGCUCCCUGUCAAUAAGACAGAAGACAAGUCUCUGGAGGAACGUGGGCGCAUCAUGAUUUCCCUCAAGUACAACACGCAGAAGUCUUGUCUCGUGGUGGGAAUCAUACGCUGUGCUCACCUCGCCGCCAUGGACGCCAACGGCUUCUCCGACCCUUACGUCAAAACGUUAGUGUACAAACACCCGCACCCUUCCAGGCCUGUUUCCUCGUCUGCUUAG
This is a messenger RNA of Salarias fasciatus (jewelled blenny), 1001 nucleotides long. RefSeq names its product double C2-like domains, beta (gene doc2b). The coding region runs from base 57 to 1001 and encodes 314 amino acids. Gene Ontology annotation, biological process: regulation of calcium ion-dependent exocytosis; exocytosis; spontaneous neurotransmitter secretion. Lineage: Eukaryota; Metazoa; Chordata; Actinopteri; Blenniiformes; Blenniidae. Gene Ontology annotation, cellular component: membrane; synapse. The record is from RefSeq and is a predicted model, not a curated record. The transcript has 7 exons.